This is a messenger RNA of Daldinia vernicosa, 523 nucleotides long. RefSeq lists its product as uncharacterized. The transcript has a single exon. NCBI's taxonomy places the organism in Eukaryota, Fungi, Ascomycota, Sordariomycetes, Xylariales, Hypoxylaceae. The coding region runs from base 141 to 449 and encodes 102 amino acids. The record is from RefSeq and is a predicted model, not a curated record.
UGGCGAAUACUAUUUGGUAAUAUCUGAUGUGUAAGUCAGGAUGGAACCAAAUGAAUACCUCCUAAUAUUUGGGUAGUUCCCUGGGAUAGAGAGGAGAGCAGUUUGAUAUUAUUGCAAAGCUAUAUUUCCGCUUCGACUUUAUGACAAGCGAAGAAGAUAUAAGCGAUCGAGGAUUUAAGAGGAACAUUUAUGCCAUUGAAUGUAAUCCUCGUGCUCAUACCGCAGUAGUCUUGUUCGGGCAACAUGGUCCAGAGGCCUAUGCGACGGUCCAAGCUUACCUUACCCUUGUUCAAAGGAAUAGAAGAACGAGUACUAUAGAUUCAAUGACCGAUAAAAAGCUUCUAGCUGGCACUGAAGGAUCGAUAAUCUUUCCGCCCACAAACGCGCAACUACGAUAUUGGAUAGGACAUGAUCUGGUAACCCUUUUUCUUCACCCACUAUUUCGGUAGAGUAUCGGAUUGGACAACUAUAGACACGUUAUAACGAAUGUCCUUGAAUUUAUUUCUCAUGUGCUAUUAUGGAA